AUGUCAAACUCUUUGGAUCAAGUUGAUCAGGUCAAAAUGAUCAAUGAUGACCCUCCACAACACCAACAGCUCCCAUGGGACCAUUCAUCCUCUCAUCAUCGUCACCAACACCACGAUAACCAUCAUCCUCUCCUUUAUAAAGAAAUGUCAUUACCAUCGAUCACAACAACAACCACCACUACUCCCACUACUACUGCAAUCACAACAACAACAACCACGAGUACAACAACCAAUGAACAAUCUUCUCCAUCAUCCAAUCUCCAUCAUUUGGAUCUCAUGAAUUCAACUCUUCAACAUUGUGUCAAGGAAAUUCAAUUGACUCAUGUCAAUACCAUUCUUUUCUUUGAAAAUGAAAUUCAAAAAUUAAAAGAUGAAAAUGAAAUGUUAAAGAAACAAUUAUUGCAUACCAAUCAAAUAUUAAAUAAUAGUAGCAAUAUGGAUGAUUUUGAUAACAUUUUAUUAUUGAUACAAAAAUUGUCACAUGAUAUUGAGAAACAAAAAGAAUAUUUUAUUAACAUGUUGAAAGCAAAGAAUCAACUCAUUGAAGAAUUACAAAAUAGAUUAUCGGAACAAGUCAAUACACCAACAUUAUCACUUCUACCAUCAACAACAAGUAGUGGUAAUAGUAGUACUGAUCUGACAACAACUUGUCAUUCACAAUCAUCAUCAUCAUUGGUAACAACCUCAACAUCCCCUCAUGAUGAUGAUGAUGAUGUGUCGACACACACGAAUGAUCGUACAAAUAUGAUGAUCAUCAUGGAUCCACAUGAACCUCCCAAGAGUUCUUCCAUGAUGAUGCAAAAGGAAAGUGUUGUUGCUGACCUAUCUUGUAAAUCAUCAUCAUCAUCAUUGACAACAACAACAACAACUGCUCCUGAUACUAAUACUACUACUACUCUUGCAACUAGUUCAUCGAGUAGUAGUAGUAAUAGUAGUAGUAGUAGUAGUAGUACUAUUACUGGUUCCAUCACCAACAACAUCAACACCACAAAUUCUCAAACCACCACCACCACCACCACCACCACCACCACUCCACGCAGUAAAUCAAAACAUUUCUCAUCUCUGAUCCAUACCAAUCAAUCUUCAAUGAUGAUGAAUCGAAGUAAUAGUAGUAAUAGUACUCCACGUGUCAUGAUGCAUUCAUCAUCAUUAACCAACACUCCUACUACUAGUAAUACUCCUACUACUACUACUACUACUAUGAAUUAUCAAAAUAUUACUGAUGUAGAAAUUGCUGGAAUUUAUGAAAGUGAUUUUAGAGAUGCAGAAAAUGAAUUACAGAAAUGGAUUGAAUCCAUCACUAAAAUACCAUUCAAUCCUUCCAUUUCUUUUUAUCAAAAUUUAAAGAAUGGUAUUAUAUUGUGUAUUCUCAUGGAUAUAUUAUUUCAUGUGAAAGUAUUAUCUUCAGAGGUGGUCACGACAACAACAAGUGGUGGUGGUCAUGUUGGUGGUCGUGUUGGUGGCAUUGGUAACAAUGAGAGUAGCACGACGACAAGUGGUGGUGUUGGUGGUGGUUCUGGUGCUACUUCUACUACUGCUUCUACUACUACUACUGGUCAUAAUAAUAACACCACCACCAACAGUAUGACCACCACCACCACCACCACUUGUACGACAUUCACAAGACAACAACCUUCUAAAUCUCUCUGGAAAGAAUCCAAUAAUAUCGAACAAUUUUUAAAAGCAUGUAAAACACAUUUGAAUAUCAGAGAAGAAUCACUCUUCACUUAUCAUGAUUUGAAAGAUGAGAAACAAAAAGCACUCAUUAUUGGAUGUUUAUAUCAAAUUAGAAAGAAAGCUAAUUCACAACAACAAUUAAUCUUUUCACAACAAACACACACUCGUUGA
This is a messenger RNA of Naegleria fowleri, 1848 nucleotides long. RefSeq lists its product as uncharacterized. The transcript has a single exon. Gene Ontology annotation, molecular function: protein binding. The record is from RefSeq and is a predicted model, not a curated record. Bases 1 to 1848 code for a protein of 615 amino acids. NCBI's taxonomy places the organism in Eukaryota, Heterolobosea, Eutetramitea, Acrasida, Naegleriidae.